Molecule: messenger RNA, 1466 nt
Organism: Vombatus ursinus (common wombat)
Lineage: Eukaryota; Metazoa; Chordata; Mammalia; Diprotodontia; Vombatidae
Gene: ETV7
Product: ETS variant 7
Exons: 8
Coding region: 23-1081 (352 amino acids)
Biological process (GO): cell differentiation; regulation of transcription by RNA polymerase II
Cellular component (GO): nucleus
Molecular function (GO): sequence-specific DNA binding; DNA-binding transcription factor activity, RNA polymerase II-specific
Source: RefSeq, a predicted model, not a curated record
GACAGGAGCCAGCUCAGCCCUCAUGGAAGGAAGACGGGCUUCCACUCCACCUGUAAUGCAGGGAGGAGAGUUGGCUAAUUCUUCUUCCAUUCUAGUGUCAGCAACACCACCCCCAGUCACUCAGUUCCAAGCCAGAUGUGAAACUAGAAUGCAACUUAUCCAUGAGGAGGAGAUCUGCAAGUUGCCAGGCAGACUCAGAAUUCAGCCUUCACUGUGGAGUAAGGAGGAUGUGAUUCACUGGCUAAGAUGGGCUGAACAGGAGUACUCCCUCCCACAGACAAUGGAGCACAAGUUUGAAAUGAAUGGGAAGGCCCUCUGCAUCCUGACCAAAGAUGAUUUCAGAUACCGAGCUCCCGGUUCAGGUGAUGUCUUGUAUGAGCUUCUUCAGUAUAUUAAGACCCAGAGGAGAGCCCUGGUCUGCGGACCCCUCUUCAACACGCCAUUCAAGCCUGUGAUCCCCUUCCAGCAGCAUCUCUGUCCUCUGGAAGGGGAGAACAGCCCCUUAAAACUUACCUCUCAAGGGAGUCUCCUGGCACCCCAACAGAAUGAAGUGUCCAGCAACACCCCUGGCCAGCUGGAUCCUGCCUUUCUGCCAAGGAGGGCUUUCUUCAGAGAACAGCCGCUCAAUCUCUUGCACACGUCAGAGGUCAGCUAUCAGGCAGAGGUCAUUUGUUCCUUUCACAGAACAAAGCAAGACUCUAUUGAUGGAAAACUUGCAGAUUGUCGCUUGCUAUGGGACUAUGUGUAUCAGCUGCUCUCUGACAGCAGGUAUGAAUCUUACAUCAGGUGGGAAGACAAGGACUCCAAGAUUUUCCGGGUGGUUGACCCAAACGGACUUGCCAGGCUCUGGGGAAAUCACAAGAACCGGGUGAACAUGACCUAUGAGAAGAUGUCAAGGGCUCUCCGGCACUACUACAAACUGAAAAUCAUCAAAAAGGAGCCAGGCCAGAAACUUUUGUUCAGAUUCCUGAAAACUCCUGAUGAGAUUGUUCACGACAAAGCCAGCAGGUUGGAGCAGCUGGAACGUCAGGAUCAGGAAGGACUGGAUUUUAAGGAGGAGGUAUUAGAAGUCUCACCCUAAGGGACAGCUGACAGGCAGGGAUGCAUCUCUCUGAUCUAGAAGAGGGUUUUGUACUGGAAAAGGAGGAGAGAGAGGAGGAGGAGGGGGAAGCAGACCACUUGCCCUUCCCUCCAGACUUGGAGAAGCCAGAGAUUCCGGAGGAAGGGUGUGCGUGGGGGCUGGAGGAGGAAAAAGAAGAAUCCUUCAAGUGCUCUUCAGAGGAUUCACAUGCAGGCCUCAAAUCUGGACUUGGAUCAAGGUCAACCCAAGGCCAAAUGAUGGCAGAGGACAAGAUGGAGGUGCCCUUGCCCCUGCCGACUCUCUCCUUAAAUGUCCCUUUGGACAAUUGUACAGAACUGGGUCCUGUUUCUUCAGACACUUUCUAACAGCAGUCACCUGAUCACUA